CUUGUCUUUAUAAUCGCAACCCCUUUAGAUAUAACAACCCUGCUCUAAAGAGUACCCUCUACAAAUUAAAUUAUCUAUAAAUUGUCAAAAAAAGAUGUGUAGUAUUUUAAUGUCACUCUAAUUUGAUAAUAUAAAAGUGAAAGUAUUUUUUUAGUGUUUCCUCGUGAAUAUACUUAAGAAGUAACAUAGUUAAUUUCAAAGCAAUUAUUUAUAAUAUAGCUAUAUUUUAAAUAGUAGAAAGUAAAUGGAAUUUUACCCUGACGUAAAACUAACUGGAACUGGAGAGUAUUUCCUUUCAUAUAUUUAAAAUAUACAUAUAUAAUUUUACUUUUUAAAGCCCCCUCAAUGGUAAUUCUUAUUGGAUAUUUUAUACAUAGAAGAAAAUGAUUGUUUUCAAGAAACCUUUUACCUUACAUUAUAUAAUAAUUAUUUAUUCUUUUCUUGUUAUCAUACUUUUAUUUAUAAUACUUCGCUACAAUGCUCAAGUUAUGGAGUCUUGCGAUAGUAAAAUAUACUGCCAAGGAUCACUUUUGGACACUAUUCAAAGAGCAAAAAUUUUCAAUGACUCAAAGUCAUUUGUCGAUCUGGCUCAAAGGAAAUCUCCAUCAGUAACUUUAAAACAUUUCGAAAGUCUUAUGGAAGAAACCGGCAAUCAUCCUUCGUACGCUCAAGUUAAAUCAUUUAUUGAUAACAAUUUCGAAUUUCAAGGAGAACUUGUACCAUGGACUCCAACGGACUACACCGAAAAUCCACAAUUUUUAACAAAAAUCAAGAAUACUACUGUAGCUGAUUUUGCUAAAAAAUUGAACACUGUUUGGCUCACAUUGGCAAGGAAAGUAAAUACUAGCGUUUAUAAAUUUCCGGACAGGCAUUCUAUUAUUUAUCUUCCUGAAGGUUUUGUUAUACCUGGAGGAAGAUUUAAAGAAGUUUACUACUGGGAUACUUAUUGGAUUAUAAAAGGCCUUCUUAUUAGCGGAAUGACGGAUACUGCAAGAGGAAUGUUGAAUAAUUUUGUGUCUUUAAUUAGAAGGUUUGGUUUUAUUCCCAAUGGUACAAGAGUUUACUAUCUAAACCGAUCACAACCUCCUCUUUUAUCAGCAAUGGUAGGCAUCUAUUUCAAUUACACCAACGACAAAAAAUGGGUGAAGAAAAAUAUUGAUGCCAUUGAAACUGAGCUGCUAUGGUGGCUGCAAAACCGAGCCGUAACGGUUAAGAAACAAGGAACUGAAUACAGACUAGCCCAAUAUUCGGUGAAAAGUGGAACACCAAGACCAGAGUCAUAUUCGGAAGAUAUCGAAACUUGUAGAGCGUUCGACUAUUAUGAAAAGAUAAAAUGUUACAAAAAUCUCAAAAGUGGAGCAGAAUCUGGUUGGGAUUUCUCAUCAAGAUGGCUGGUUGGAUCAGAUGGAAGUAUCUCUUUAAAACUUGAAGAUAUAGAUGUCAUUGGAAUUGUUCCAGUAGAUUUAAAUGCUUUCCUUUGUGGAGGCUUUGGUCAAAUUUCAAGAUUUUACAAGAUGCUUGGUAAUGCUUGGCAAUCAAAAAAAUGGCGGAAAAGAGAACAGGUAUGGAUGGAUGGAAUUUCACGGGUCCUUUAUGAUUCUAAAGACGGCACUUGGUACGAUUGGGAUAUUAAUCUAUCGAAACCUAGAAGAGGAUUUUUCCCUAGUAACUUAUCUCCAUUAUUUACAGAAUCUUUUGAACCUCAUAUGAAGGAAUACUACGGACGCCGUGCUAUUGAAUAUUUAGAUAAAAAUAAUAUAGAUUCUUUUAAAGGUGGAAUUCCGACAUCGUUAUUACAAACAGGUCAGCAGUGGGAUUAUCCAAAUGCUUGGCCACCAUUACAAGAUAUGAUCGUCACUGGUUUACUAAAUACGAAAAUUCCAGCAGGAAUUGAAAAAGCCCGGCUAUAUGCUAUUUAUUCAUUGGAUGCUUAUAUAACAGGAUUUCGAACUACUUCCGAAAUGUUUGAAAAAUAUGACGCAUCUGUUUCUGGACAAUAUGGUGGCGGCGGUGAAUAUACUGUACAGACUGGAUUUGGUUGGACGAAUGGAGCCGCUUUAUCAUUCAUAAAAUUAUUGUAUCUAUAAAUAUAAAGUUGUAAAUGAAUAUUGUUUCAAUAGUGAUUAUUUUUUCGUCUGUCAAAUAAGUCAAAUAUUAUGAUUUUAGACAAUAAAGGCUCGCUUUCAUAACCAGUUAUUAAGAUUUAUACUGAUCGAAUUACUUAUCUAUAUAUAAAUUCGUUAUUUACUUAC
This is a messenger RNA of Psylliodes chrysocephalus, 2252 nucleotides long. The record is from the annotation of a GenBank genome assembly. Lineage: Eukaryota; Metazoa; Arthropoda; Insecta; Coleoptera; Chrysomelidae.